AAGUCCCAAAACGAAUACAGCGCGGCAGCGAGAGACAAGGCAUAAAAAUAAAUGAAUAACAUAAAAAUAAAUCAUACGCCCCAUCGGCCACCCAGUAAAAAGUAAGGCAAUACCGUAACCAUUACCCUCGCUUCAAAAUCACACCCCAACCCGAACCCGAACCCAAUGGAUGUCCUCCCCCCUAUUUUCAUGGCGCUAAUAAAUGCUUAUCGAAGACGCAUAAAGCGAGUAAAUUCGCAGCCAUUAAACGGGCAUAAAAUUCGAAGCCGGGGCCGAAGCGAAAUUGUGGGGCCGACAAAUCAAAGUACAAGCCUCAGGACCAACCUCAUUCUCCUAUUUCCCAGCCAUGACAUAAAACCAGGCAACAAUGAAACCCAAAGCGGCUCCCAAGCGAUUUCGAUGCGGGCAUUCAUCGGUCGAGCCAAGGAAUUGGCCACCCACUAGACCCAAAACCCAGAACCCAAACCCCCAGUGGACCUUCCACCCUCGUCACCCCAUUUAAAGGCCCUUCCUUCGAGGCAACACUCGCUAUAUAACCAUCUUACCCAACGUUGACAGCAUACAAAGUAACUUAAAUCGAAACAAUAAAGCGGCAACUUUGUUCCAAGAAAAAAUGCAAAAGAAAACAAAAUUAACACAGGAAAAACGUGGAAGAAAGCUCGAACAGGA
Molecule: messenger RNA, 669 nt
Organism: Drosophila sechellia
Lineage: Eukaryota; Metazoa; Arthropoda; Insecta; Diptera; Drosophilidae
Exons: 1
Source: RefSeq, a predicted model, not a curated record